Molecule: messenger RNA, 2542 nt
Organism: Chara braunii
Lineage: Eukaryota; Viridiplantae; Streptophyta; Charophyceae; Charales; Characeae
Source: the annotation of a GenBank genome assembly
UGGGAACUGGCAAGAAUACGUCUGCAAAUAUUGCGAUAUGAAGGGGCACGUUAUUCGUUUCUGCCAGAUUCUCGCCAAGGACGAGAAGGACCAUAUCGUCUUCACGACGAUUCGAGGAGAAGUCUUUGACUUCGAGGGAAAUCUUAUCGAUCAGGAUAUUGAAGGAAGAAGGAGAAAAAAGGCUUUUCGACGGAUGGGCCGUCCUCUUCUGGCCACGUUCCGCCUAGCUUCUCCUGAAGAAGCAAGUCUUUUUGAGUUCGAAGAAACAAUGGCUUCUCUGGAGAUUGGUGGGUGUGACGAAAAAAAGUUGAAGGAAAGGAAAAAAAACAUUGCUCAUCGGGCGCGAGAGGUAACCAGGAAACUAGACAAAUGUCGAGAUUCCAUUGUUCAAUUAUGUGUUGAUAUGGAUAGAGUCUGGCCGAACCUUCCUAAUGUGUUCCUUUUUGGUGGAUGGGGAAACGAAGGUCAGGAUGGGUCUGCACCUGCGGCCGCUUCGGCACCUGAAGCAACGCCAAUGACCCGAGUAAUGACGAUGUCCAGACCUGUACUCAAGCGAGGGAUGCCAACCGUCCUGGUGCAGACGAGGAAAGGAAGGAAGACCUCACAAUCGCAGCCUGCGCCUGGAGAGAGUUCAAGGGGACCUCAGGAAAAAGAACCUAUUCAGAUAGAAGAAGGGGAUGAUAAUGAGGAGGAUGAAAGAUUGCGAGCAGAGGAUGAACUGCUAGCAAAGCAAAGAGCUAUGGAAAGAGCGUCGGAAGCAGGGAAGACCCAGGUCGAGGAAGAAGAACCUCGCAAAAAGAAGAAGAACGUGUACUCAAUUCCUGUUGAACAAGGGAUUGAUUUUGAACAGCUGGUGGAUCGUAUUCUGGAAAGUCAGCGUGAUCUGGUUACCAUGAAGGAAAUUCUUGCAGUAUCGCCAAAGUUUCGCGAGGAAUUCAAGCAAUGCAUGACUCGGAAGAAAGUCAUGACAGUUAAGCUGAGCCUCAUAAAGGUUCAAAUCGGCCGUGAAGAGUUCUCGGCUCGCAUAGACGAUGGGGCCAAAAUGAACAUCAUGAGGGAGAGGCAUGCGAUUGAAGCUGGAAUUCAGAUCAAUCGCAAUGACUUUGGAUAUUUGAUUGAAGUCAGCGGGGCAACACCAUUUUGCGGUACUGCUAGUGGCGUGAUCGUCACAGUUGGGAAAGUAAAAGCGAGAUCGUACUUUUGUAUAUUGCCAAAGGUUGAGCACGAAGUGCUUUUGGGAAGAUCCUUUCAAUGUCGCACAGAGAGCAUAAUCUUCAACAAGCACGACGACACCAUGUUUGUAGCUUUAUGCGAUCCGGUUUGCGGCUAUUAUGAAGUGGUAAAGUGCGCAAAUACCGGACCAGCAAAUUCAAGGAACCGGUUGAAUCCCGAAUCAUAUACCUUUUUAGAGUCUGAGAAGUCAAGGAAGGAGAAAGAGGCGAUCGAUGAAGAAAAGGAUCCUCAGGAAUUUUCGUUGACAUUGCCUAGUAUCUCGCAGACAGUCGAUUUUGCAGCAAGCCAUCCUACAAUUGAUCCGAGUCUGGUACAGGCCCUGAUGAAGGCUGUGGUUGACAAGGAAGGUGAAGGAACCAUGCAUCUUGUUUAUCGGCCAAACGAAUCUCGUCGUCCUUUCAUCAUCGAGACCGAUGCAGGUCCUACCGCUUUGGGAGGAGUUUUGGUCCAAAAAGAUGGGGAAGGACGGGAACGACCAUUGAGGUUCGAGAGCAGAACUCUGAAUAUCACUGAGCGGAACUACUCCCAGUUCAAGAAGGAAACUCUCGCUGUGCUUCACUGUCUACGCAUUUUCAGGAAUUAUGUAUUUGGUAGGCGGUUCAUUCUGCGAGUUGAUCCUACGGCUCUAGCUCAAUCGUUGAAGAACUAUUCUCCUUCUGAUUCAACCAUGGCUCGAUGGCUGACGUAUAUUUGGAUGUUCAAUUUUGAGAUUGAGCGCAUUUUAGGCACUCAGAAUCGAGCAGAUGGAUUGAGUCGUGUUGAUUGGGACUCAUUGACGGAUCAGGCUGAGGACUUAGUUCCUGUCGAUGGAUUCCUCGAAGGAGAAGAGUCACAGUUGAGUAUUAACUCAUACAAUUACUUGGCGGACGCAACAACCCGGAAUGGGAAAACCAUCUGGAAUGCUUCUUGUUUUCAUCAUGUGCGAUCAGAUCUCGUGAUUGGGGAGCCGUUCAUUGAGGAAGACCCAUGGGGUGAAAGAACAUCUGAGCAAAUGAUGAACUUGGCUUUGUCUGAUGAAGUCGAAGAGCCGCUGACGAUUGAGUAUGGGCAUGAGCAGGCUGAUAAGACCUUCAGGAUCACUGGAGAGAUGUCAUUCCUAGUGAAUUCUCUAAUUCACGAGGACCGCCUGAAAAUGAUGAAUGAAGAAGCGGAAGGCAGUGAAAUCAGAGAAGCUUUUAGAGAAGGAGAAUAUGAUGGGGUGUAUAAAUUAUAGGAAUGUGGUUGAAUGGCGGACAUAGAUCGGCACAAGUCACUUUGAAAAAGAUUCAACAUCUUUAUUUUUGGGAAGGAAUGAACAAGAUGUUAAAUG